CAUUUCUGUAAUCAACUUUCUUAAUUUGAAAUGAGAAGUCAAUCGGUCGGGAUGAGCAAAACGGUUUCUUAGUUCGUUAUAAUAUUCUAUGUGAUUUUUUCUUACGUUUUCGUGGAACUUGACAAUUUUUCAUAGUUUUUCAUAGUUUCAUCGAUUUGAAACAAGCAGAUUCAGCUAGCAAAAUGAAUUAUAUUGCUUUCGUUAGUGUGUGCUAUUUAGUUGCAGUGACCACUUCAAUCCUGGCUAUACCAAUCGAUCAACAAAGUGACAUUCAUCAUCGAAAUGUUCGUGACUUAUUUGUAACAACUGGUUGGGGUGGCGCCGGUUUACCAUAUUCCACAUUCUAUAUAACUGGAAAACAACUUAAAGAGAUAAGAAGUGAAACAAAUAGCGAAAAUAAGAAGAGAAAUGUCGACCAUAAUCCGGAAAUUAUAUCCCUGGUUGAGUGUUUGGAAUGUGAUGGGAAAAUGACAGCGACUCAAGAGAAAAAGAAAAAUGAGCGUCGAACAGUACCUCAACUAUUUUCGUCGAGUGGUUGGGGACCAUUGGGACGUCGUCGCCGAUAAGAUAAUGUCCGUUUUCGAAGAUUGAUCUCAUUUUGUUUUAAGUGUUAAUGUUUUGUUUUGUUUAUUUAUUUAAAUUAAUUAGAUUAUAUUGUUUACAAGAAA
Hermetia illucens (black soldier fly) is the source of this 668-nucleotide messenger RNA. RefSeq lists its product as uncharacterized. Bases 183 to 566 code for a protein of 127 amino acids. NCBI's taxonomy places the organism in Eukaryota, Metazoa, Arthropoda, Insecta, Diptera, Stratiomyidae. The transcript is spliced from 2 exons. The record is from RefSeq and is a predicted model, not a curated record.